Sphenostylis stenocarpa is the source of this 1158-nucleotide messenger RNA. Lineage: Eukaryota; Viridiplantae; Streptophyta; Magnoliopsida; Fabales; Fabaceae. The record is from the annotation of a GenBank genome assembly.
AUGCAGGUAGAUUCUAUACAUUCUGGUUCGAUCUCAUUUGGGAGAUUUGAAAAUGAACCCUUAUCUUGGGAACGAAGGUCCUCUUUCUCUCAUAAUCGUUACUUGGAGGAGGUUGAGAAAUGUUCAAAACCUGGUUCAGUUAUUCAGAAGAAAGCAUAUUUCGAAGCACAUUUCAAGAAGAAGGGAACUUUUGGUAUUAUUCCAUCUACAACUCAUGAUGGUUUAGCAUAUAGAGUAGCAGGUGAAAAUGAUAGCUCGGAAGAAAAUGGUAAACAAGAGGAUUUUGAGUCUAAUGAUAACCAUUAUGUUCAAUUUCAUGAAAUGUCCCAAAAGGAUUUUGAGUUGGAUGAAAGUGAGCAUUAUAUUGAAAUGGAUCAGAGAUCCCAAGAGAAUUUGGUGCCAAUUGAUAAUGGACAUUAUAUUCAAUUUCGUGAAAUUCAUGAUAAUUCAAAGUAUCAUGGAGAACGUGGUAUGCAUAUGGAAUAUGUUGUAAACAGUUCUAACCAUUUAGAGGAUGCCAGUAAGAAAAAUAGUACUUUGGAUGAAGCUCAUCAAUCUGAAAAUGCUACAAGUAACAUACUCCUGGCUAAUGAUGAAGCGGUUAUAGAAGUGAAAAAGGAUGAUGAUGUUACUGUAAAUACUGAUGAAUCAUCAGUAAACACGAGUAUAAUUGUGGCUGAACCAGCACACGGUGUCGAAGAAACAGUUAUGCAUGAUCUUGGAAAUCCUUGUCCUAAGGAAACAAAGCUCAACUCAAAACAAAAUCCUGAAGUCAACAAUGUUGGAGUUCAGAAAUGCUCAAAUUCUAGAUCAGUUAAGGAUCUUUCUACGCUUCCCCGUAGAUAUAGUCCAAGGAGAACAAAUAUGGAAAAGAAUGUACCAAAACAUGCGACUCCAACUAGCAAAACCUCCAAAGAAGUUUACAAAAGCAAAGAGAAACAAAUUCGUGAAAGCAAAAGGUUGAACCAUGAUUUUAAUUCUAUGAAGUCCGGUGUUAGGCCUAAGACUGCAACUUUUAACUUUAAAUGUAGUGAGCGAGCAGAAAGGAGGAAAGAGGCAAUUCUACAUGAAGUUGGAAGAAAAAUUGCAUGCAAAGGAAGCAGAGGUGAAUCAAAUGCAAGCAAUAUCACAGGAGAAGCAAAAAACACAUUGAUAUGA